AUGGACAAGUUCAAGGACAUGGACGGCGAAGUGAAGGCCAUCACGGGUAAAGAAAUUAGAGCUCUCGCUAUUCGCAUCAAUGCCACAUUCCGAAUUCCGCAUCCGAUGGCUUCCCCGCUCAAGCAGAUCGCGCCGGCCGACGUGGCCAACUUCGCGUACGACCCCGUUGAUGCUUCAGCACUGCAGGAUGCGACGGUCAUCGUCAACGACGUGCGCGUGAAGGGGGAAAACGCGCUCAAGCAGCACGCAGCGAGACUCGGCGACAUCCCGUCCGAGGACACACCUCUGCUCGUGAGCAAAGCAGAACUGGCCAAGGCGUUUGAGGCACUUCCGAAGAACGAGCAGAGCGUUCUGCAGCGCACGGCGCAGCGUAUCAAGGUCUUUGCGCAGGCUCAGCGUGACUCGAUCUCCAACUUUCAGCAGACCAUCGAGGGCGGCUCGGCGGGCCAAGACGUGUCGCCCAUGAACGCUGCUGGAUGCUACGCCCCCGGUGGUCGCUACCCGCUGCCGUCGUCCGUGCUAAUGACUGCUGUGACGGCCCGAGUGGCUGGUGUCAAGACGGUGGUGGUGGCAUCGCCCCGCCCGGCGCCUGCCACGUUGGCUGCUGCCUAUUUGUCUGGAGCGGACUAUUUCUUGGCCGCUGGAGGCGCCCAGGCCAUUGCUGCGAUGGCCUACGGAGUGGGAGGAAUCCCGCCUUGUGACAUCAUUGUAGGACCCGGUAACAAGUGGGUCACGGCGGCCAAGUCGCUCGUGUUCGGCAAAUGCGCCAUCGAUAUGCUGGCCGGACCCUCCGAGUGUCUCGUCAUUGCGGACGAGACUGCAGACGCUGCGACUAUCGCGGCUGAUCUACUGGCCCAGGCCGAGCACGACACGGCGGCUGUACCCAUCCUGGUGACGACCAGCCAGAAGAUUAUUGAUGCAGUGAAUGAACAGCUCACCAAGCAGCUGGAGACGCUGCCGUCAGCUCCUACGGCCAGCGUCAGUGUGAAGAACGGCUUUGCAGUGCUGUGCCCCGACAUGGCUACAUGUGUUAGCGUGUCGGACUUGCUGGCGCCUGAGCACUUGGAAGUUAUUACAAGCAACGCGCGUGAAGUUGCGGACCAGGUCGCCAACUAUGGCGGUCUGUUCAUUGGUGGCCGUGCUGCUGAGGUCUUUGGAGACUAUGGUGCUGGCCCGAACCACGUGCUCCCGACUGGCGGCACUGCCAAGUACACCGGCGGACUGUCGGUGCACACGUUCCUCCGUAUCCGAACGUGGAUGCGCAUUGACGACGCACAAGAAUCGCAGGCUCUCGUGCAGGACUCGGCAUUACUGGCUCGUAUGGAGGGUCUUGAGGGCCACGCACGCGCUGCGGAGAAGCGGCUGCUGUAG
This is a messenger RNA of Phytophthora infestans T30-4, 1371 nucleotides long. Its product is annotated as histidinol dehydrogenase, putative. The transcript has 3 exons. Bases 1 to 1371 code for a protein of 456 amino acids. The record is from RefSeq and is a predicted model, not a curated record. Gene Ontology annotation, molecular function: NAD binding; histidinol dehydrogenase activity; metal ion binding. Gene Ontology annotation, cellular component: cytoplasm. Gene Ontology annotation, biological process: L-histidine biosynthetic process. NCBI's taxonomy places the organism in Eukaryota, Oomycota, Peronosporomycetes, Peronosporales, Peronosporaceae.